AUGCUGUUAAUACAAGUAAAAUACAGCAAACUACUGCUAUAAAUUGGUUUACAAAUUGACAUUACGUUGUUCAUUAAUCGAAACAUCGUCUGAGUCUGAGUUUGCGCCGUAAGACUUGAAUGCUGCAAAUUGUUGAAUAUUUGAAAGGAUUUUUCACCGUCAUUCAUUCAUUAGUACGAAGGACUAUUACAAGGAUCGUUGCUUGGAGACCUUUUAAAGGCAGGAUUGUGUAUAGCAGUGCUUUUUAUAAGAAAGAAAGAAAGAGAAAAAAAAAAAAAAAAAGAUAAAAAAACAAGAAAGAAGGAAAUUAUUAAGAAUAAAGAAUCUCUGAAAUUUAACUUCAGAACAAACACACAUAAUCAUUCUUUAAUAAUAAUGAAAUCUUUACAACUGAAAGCAACCAACAGCCAAAUUUGGUUGUCUCUCGUCUACAAGCUCAUGUUAUCAAUUUGUAUAAUUAUUUCAUUAAUAGUACAAUUCGGUCAAGGUAUACAAUUAAGCGCCUUCACCACCAAAACACCUAGAAUUACUAAAUACACCACUAAAUCGCCAGCGUCGUCAUCCAUAAAUCAUGACGCUACCACUUCUAUUUAUCGUUUCAAUGCUACGAACGGUAUAACAUGCAUUUUGAUCAGUGUUGAUGGCUUAAUUAGCAUCAAAUAUCGUAAUAAAUUAAAUGAAGAUGUUGAAGCCGAUCUUUAUUUGCCCGACAAUCCGAUAUUAAGUGGCGAAUGCGAAGAAUCCAAUAUGGAAAUUUUGACAUUGGAAUUUAAAGGAUUCAAGCUAACCAUGAUAUUUCGAAAGUCCUCUGGAGGAGAAGGCUGGUAUAUUAACCAAUUCAAGUUGGACUAUUCAUCUUCGAAUUCUAUCUUCGAACAUAUCGAUCGUCCGGACAUAGAUGUAAAACUGACCUCACCCUCACGUACGCCCAUGUACUUUCCCACACCAGUGGGUAAAUCAUAUGUCUGCGAUAAAGAGCAAAAGGUUGUUAUGUAUGCUCCGGAUGAUUCAGGCGAUCAAUCAGGUCAUAUCGCACACUUGUAUUUGCGUGAUUUACAUAUGCAGAGCUUUAUGUUUAAAGAAAGCGGUAAAUGGGGACCAUCAUUUCAUUGCAGUGCCACCGGUUCGUAUAGAGAUGAAACCGCUCCAUUGGCCGUAGGUACUGCCUUAGCGGUAGCUGUUUUAUUAAUCAUUUCCGGUUAUGGCGGUUGGAGGUAUUUUAAAAUCAAAAAAGUCCAAUACGGUUCAAUGGAGUGAACGAAUUAAUCUCUACAAAAGUGUAUGUAUCAUUUCUGUUAUAGUAAAUUUUAGGAAAACAAGCCUAAAAGCAAUGUUUAAAAUAGUUAAAAGAAAUCGUUUUCAUUUCGAGCGGCGGAAAAUGUGUGUAAAGAUUUUCAUUUAAUUUAUUCAUGAAAAUAUUUUUUUUAAUUUGUUUUUCUCCCUUUUAUUGAAUAAUGA
This is a messenger RNA of Glossina fuscipes, 1458 nucleotides long. Its product is annotated as lysosome-associated membrane glycoprotein 5. The transcript has 5 exons. The record is from RefSeq and is a predicted model, not a curated record. NCBI's taxonomy places the organism in Eukaryota, Metazoa, Arthropoda, Insecta, Diptera, Glossinidae. Gene Ontology annotation, cellular component: membrane. Bases 376 to 1257 code for a protein of 293 amino acids.